Molecule: messenger RNA, 1954 nt
Organism: Cuscuta campestris
Lineage: Eukaryota; Viridiplantae; Streptophyta; Magnoliopsida; Solanales; Convolvulaceae
Source: the annotation of a GenBank genome assembly
CUCUCGGGAGGCUGGAUUAGCCACAAGUUGUGGUGAACCAGGGUAGAAUUGGUGUGCCUUUUACUCUUCUCUUUACUUCUCGUUUAUUUAUUAUUUAUUCCUGCGAUUUCUUGAUCAAACGCUAUUCUCCCCCCUAUAGCGUUGGUCUAUUAUUCUAACAAUUGGUAUCAGAGCCUAACUCGCGUCCAAACUUAACCGUUUGAGAAGCGAUCAUGGGUUCUUCUUCUAGAAAUCUCUAUGUAGGAAUUGGAGAAGGUCAAUCAACUUCUAGACCACCACUCUUUGACGGCACCAACUAUUCUUAUGGGAAGGAACGGAUGAGAAUCUAUAUCCGUUCCACCAACUUCCAAUUAUGGUUGGUCAUCAAAAACGGAGAGGAAAUCCCGAUGAAGAAAGUUGACGACAAGUUGAUCCCCAAGACCGAAGAUGAGUUUGAUGCCGAGGACAUCAAGAAUAUUGAUAAUUAUGCAAAGGCCAUCAAUAUACUAUAUUGUGCGGUCAACCCCGAUGACUACCGGAAAAUCUCCUGCUGCACAACCGCCAAGGAGAUGUGGGACAAGCUUGAAGUGACGUACGAAGGUACUGAUCAAGUUCGUGAAGCCAAGAUCGAUUUUCUCACUCAAGAGUACAAAAUGUUCCGAAUGAAAGAAGGUGAGAAAAUCGAUGACAUGUUCGACCGGUUCUCAAAAAUCAUCAACGACCUUCAUGCUCUCAAAAAGUCUUACGCCAACAAGGAUCUCGUGAGGAAAAUCCUGCAGAGUCUCACACCCGAAUGGAGGUCAAAAGCCGAUGUAAUCUACGAGUCCAUCGGAGUCUCCAAUGUCACCAUCGACGGGCUAAGAGGUAACCUCAAAACUUAUGAAUCUACUAUUCUAACCCCGUCUUUGGAUGAACAAAAGAAGAAAGGAAUAGCGCUCAAAGCAACCAAGGAGACCGUAGAGGAGGUUUCAAGCAAUGAUGACAACGAAUUUGGACUUGUCAUCAAGAAGUUCCACAAGUUCAUGAAGAAGGAAUUUGAGCGGAAGGGAAGGAAGCACGACGGUCCUCCCAAGGGCUACGGCUGCGGCGAGAUUGGCCACAUCAAGUCAAGCUGUCCAAAAGCGAAACACGGCAAAGAUAAGCCCGGCUUCAAGAAGCAAAGGGCUUACAUCUCUUGGGGUGGCGAUUCCGGCGACGAAUCAACCGACCAAGAGGAGGACGAAGCUGCAAAUCUCUGCCUCAUGUCGCACGAAGAUCAAAACGACGACGUCCAAGAGGAAGGAAUAGGUUUUGAUAAAAAUAAAGCUAAAGAUAAUGUUGAGCCACCACCUAGACAAUCAUCUAAGGUUCAACAUAAGAAACCUAGAAAUCAAGAUAAUAGAAAACCUAGUCAACCUAAGGACACUAGACAACCUAGACUAAAACCUAGGAACGAAAAUGGUCAUGAUAAUGCUCGCUUGGCGAGAAAGGCUAUUUGUGAUGAUCUUGUAGAUUCACUCGAAAGAUUACACGUUGAAGACGAGGAAGAAGACACGCCAUUAUACACCAACCCGCAACCACAACCUGAGGAAACACCUCAAGUGAUGGUCGAAAAUGAGGACCAAGCGGACGAAGAAGAACAAGAGGAAGCCCAGGAACAAGAGGAAACCGAGCUUCCCAUCGCUUGGAGAACGCACAAGAACCAUCCACUUGACCAGGUAAUCGGCUGCAUCAACCGCGGGGUAAGUACUCGUAAUUCUCUUAGGGACACCGUAGGUCACAUGGCUUUUGUUUCUCAAAUUGAACCUACAACCAUUUCCGAAGCAAUAAAUGAUGAACAUUGGACCUUGGCUAUGCAAGAGGAGCCAAACCAAUUCAAACGGAAUGACGUUUGGCUAUGCAAGAGGAGCCGAUUUUGAAGAAACCUAUGCACCCGUAGCACGUUUUGUAACACCCCGGCCCCCACCCUAGCCGUAAGUGUCUACUCAUAGGAUUG